AUGAACGUCCACCAUUGCGGAGACAGUGUGAUGGACAAAGAUUCAUAUCACUGUUUGUUGGCAGUCGAGCUGUGGUUGUCACACGAGCCUUGGCUGACACACGACACAAUUGAUAUAGAGAUACAUACAGUGAUGACAUCUGUAGGCUGUUAUGCAGUCAUUAUUUUAGGUCAGUGUCUUCAUUACAGUGACUUUGCAGGUGCUAUCGAUCGUCUCGGUCCAACUGUUAAGGCUGAUUUUGAAGUUGCUGUCAAGAAGGGGAAGUUGCCAAUAAUGCGAGGGAACAUUGACAUGUUUGGUGAAGAAGAUGCAGGCAAAUCGACAUUGGGAGAUGCUUUUCUAGAUCAGCCAUUUAUAGAGAAGAGGGAAAGUACGGAAGGAGGAAACGUGAAAGUGAUGAGAUCGGGAGGUGGUCCAAACACAACCUGGAAAGAACUGAAACCAAAAGAGAAAGAAGAGAUCAUUGACCAAGUUCUUGUCAGAGGCUUUCUUGCAUCUGUUGAAAGCCAACAAGUUGAGGCUCCAGAGCAGACACAAGAUGACAAUGGAGAGGAAGCUAUUGGAGAGACAAUCCAAGAAGUAGAACAGCAGCCAGCCGGUAGUACCAACACGGUAGCUUUACCGACAGCCAGACAAGCAACUAGUAAAGAAGGCAACACGACAGGAUUGAGGAAGUCGCUACUCAAAUUGUUGUUUUCUAAAGAAUUAACUGAGGAGCAAGCAAAAUUAGCAGAGAUGCUGCGUCUUGACAAGGCUGCAUUAAUGGAAAGUGAAAAGAUGAUGUUGAUCACAGUGUGUGAUCGUGGCGGUCAAGAGCAGUUUCUGAUGACACACGCAGCAUUGAUGGCAGACAACAGUCAGCACAGUGCAACCGCUUACAUGAUAGUGAUGGAUGGAACAAAGAGUCUUGCAGAUCCCAUACCUCAAUGUUUGUUUCGACCAGAACAAGGAAGCGAGCAGUUGGUCAUGCCACGUUUUGGCCCCACGACGAGACGUGAGCUGUUGGCUUACCACAUGAAUGCCAUCAAGAUGGCACAUCCAGUAGUGGGUUGUGGUCCAUUUCUUGGUCAGGGCUACGUCAAUCAAGCACCAGUUACAUUUGCCAUGUCGACAAGACAAGACAAAACAAAGGACAUGGAUCCAAAGUUUUUGGACGAACAAGAAGAAAUAUUGCAAGACAUUGUACAGAAGAACAAGUUUGGUGAUCACAUGGUGUUGGCAGAAGAAAAUCCAAACAAACUGACUUUUCGUGUUGACAACACACGAUCAGGCACUGGCAGUCCGGAUCCGGUGCUAAUGAAAGUGAAGGAGAUAUUUGUAGCAAUGGUGCGGUCACUGUGGAGUCAACGAGAUGCUAUUCCAUUGACGUGGGCAGUUCUCGAUAAAUUGUUGAGCAGAGUGUCUCAACUGGAUGACAACGAAGGCAAAAUACUCGACAUCGAAGAAGUGUGUAAGUUGGCUCGAAAAUUCUGUGACAUUAUGACACAAAGAGAAUGUCGAUCGGCACUGCAGUAUUUAUCAAGUUUGAGCACAAUUGCAUUUUAUUCUAAUGUGAGUGAGUUAGAUAAGAAGGUCUUCACUGAUCGGCAAUGGCUGGUCAAUGUUCUCACUGUCUUUGUUACCGUCUUGCAUAAGAGCAACGUGCCUCCACAUCUCUGGAAAGAUCUGAAGAAAUUAAAGAAAAAAGGAAUGAUGUCAUGGUCAUUGGCUCACUAUCUGCUGCUGCAGAAAGGUGUCAAGGAAAGUCAGUUUGAGUCCAUCUUGCACGUGCUGCAUUUAUUCGACGUUAUCUGUCCUAUGAUCACAUCACCAGAGAUGCUGAAGGCUGUUCUGAAAGUUGGACAGUCAUUCUUUGUUCCUUGCUUGCUGGAACAGAGAUCUGAUAACAAAUUGGCAUGGCAACAAAUGGCCGGUUCUACUGAAUUCCCUCCAUCUCUCAUCUUUUGUCCUAAAGGGUUUGAUGCGACUCCCGAGCCGAUCUACUUUCGCUUGGUGUCUCGUUGUGCUACUAAAUAUGCCCAUCCUCGUCCGGCACUGAAACGGUGUUAUGCUGUCUUUCACGUGAAUGAUGAUCUUGAGCUUGAUCUGGAACUGGUUUACCAUGAACUGCAUUACAUUAUUGCUACAGUAUAUUCUCCUCGUCGAGUUCUUCCUCGUCAUGAGCUGAAACAUCAAUGUAGCAUCAUUCGUCAGUUUCUCACUGAUCAGCUGUAUGAGGCCAAGAAACGAGGAUUGGAUGGCUUCAAGUUCACUGUAUGCGUUAAGCUUCCCGCAACUGGAGCUGAAGAUGCCCAAUCAAUAGAUGAUGAUUCUUUGGUAUGCAUUGAUAAAUAUCCAUCUCAAAAGGGUUUGACGAACCAAAAGAAUGAGCGUGUGGCACGAGAGCAGUUUCCCACAUUGAAUAUCUGGUUUAGUGACUCAAGAGAAACGUCAGAACAAACAGAGCACGGGAUGCUGGAGUCAAACGCUACCAGCAAAUGUUUAGACAAAGAGAUGGUGGCUGUAUCUCUUAAAGUUUGUGCCGAUUGGCAACGAUUUGUUUCAGUUCUCUCACCAUCUCUGUUCUCGGUUGACAACCUAAAGGUGAUAAAAGGUGAAAACAGAGAUGAUUUCUUCUUGCAAAGUCGAACAGCAUUGGACAUGUGGACGAAGCAGUUUGGAGACAAAGCCAAUCGGCGAUCAAUGAUUGAAGCAUUGUGUGAGAUUGAAUGUAGAUCUCAUGCUGAAGCUGUUUUUGGUCGUGACUUGGUGGAACAUGUCUGCCCAUCAUCAUGAUUGUGUGUUUGUUAGUUAACUCAGAUUUGUUCUUGAUAAACGUUGUUCUUAGUAAUUACACUCAAUAGUUGACAUGUUUUCUUAGCCUAGUGACUCACAUGUGUUGUAGCACGUGUGUGAUUUCUUACAGUUGGCCUUACUCUUCCUAUGAGGGAAGGCUGGCUGGA
This is a messenger RNA of Corticium candelabrum, 2942 nucleotides long. RefSeq lists its product as uncharacterized. Lineage: Eukaryota; Metazoa; Porifera; Homoscleromorpha; Homosclerophorida; Plakinidae. The record is from RefSeq and is a predicted model, not a curated record. The transcript is spliced from 5 exons. Gene Ontology annotation, molecular function: protein binding. Gene Ontology annotation, biological process: signal transduction. Bases 1 to 2775 code for a protein of 924 amino acids.